Molecule: messenger RNA, 2577 nt
Organism: Lycium barbarum (goji berry)
Lineage: Eukaryota; Viridiplantae; Streptophyta; Magnoliopsida; Solanales; Solanaceae
Product: TORTIFOLIA1-like protein 3
Exons: 5
Coding region: 230-2131 (633 amino acids)
Cellular component (GO): microtubule
Molecular function (GO): microtubule binding
Source: RefSeq, a predicted model, not a curated record
ACUCAAUUAACGGCUUCUCUACAGUUCCACUCUCUCUAUAAAAAAAAACCGAAAAGAGAGAGAGAAAGCAAAUCCAUAAGCAUAACAACACAUAAAAAAGAUACCCGCCACCGCCGGCCGCUGCGAUGCUGCCUUAUAUACCUCCAGCACCACCACCACUACAUUAACUCCGUUAUACCAAUUUCCACGUCAAUUACCAUUCCCAAACAUCAUCAAUUGUCGGUUGAAAAUGUCGGUCCACAGUAAGCAAAACCAAACACGUGACAUGAAACACCGAGUACUCACAUGUCUCCACAAGCUUUCCGACCGAGACACACAUUCCUCAGCAGCAGCUGAACUCGAAUCCAUCGCUAAAACACUUUCACCUGAAACAAUCCCACCUUUCGUUUCCUCAAUUGCCACAACUGACUCUUCAGACAAAUCACCUGUCCGUAAACAAUGUCUCAAACUAAUCUCUCUUCUCUCCGAACAACACGGCGACUCUCUCUCUCCUCAUCUCUCUAAACUCCUCACCGCCGUCGUACGCCGCUUACGUGACCCUGACUCCGCCGUACGCGCCGCGUGCGUCGGCGCGUGUGCGUCGAUUUCGUCACAUUUGACUAAACCUCCGUUUCCUUCGAUUAUUAAGCCGUUUUUAGAAGCGCUUUUUACUGAACAGGAAAUGAAUUCUCAGAUCGGAGCUGCCUUGUGUUUGGCGGCAUGUAUUGAGGGGUCACCAGAUCCGGAUAUUGUUUGUUUAAGGAAGUCGUUGCCGAGAUUUGAGAAGUUGCUUAAGAGUGAGAGCUUUAAAGCGAAGGCAGCAUUGCUUACAAUGAUUGGUAGUGUGAUCGCUGUUGGAGGAGCUAAUGGGCAGCAGAUUGUGAGGAAUUUGGUGCCGUAUUUGGUGGAAUUUGUGAGUAGUGAUGAUUGGGCGGCUAGGAAAGCCAGUGCUGAGGCUUUGUUGAGGCUCGCCGUAGUCGAGGGAGAUGCUUUAUCUGAGUUUAAAGCAUCUUGCUUGAAGACUUUCGAGGCAAAACGAUUUGAUAAGGUAAAAGCAGUGAGGGAAACAAUGAAUCAAAUGUUGGAGGCAUGGAAGGGAAUCCCUGAUUUAUCUGAUAAUGGUUCCCCUCUUCCCGAGUCAAAUUCCUCUUCCAAAGAAAAUGCAAGUGAUGGACGUUACCCGCCUGGUUUGAAGACUUCCAGAGCUGUGAGCUCCAGUACUCCUAGUGUAAGAAGGCCGGCUAACAAGUCAUCUGUAGCAGAUAAUUCCACUGCUCCUGCAGCCCAAAAAGGUCGUCCUCUGGACAGCACUGAAAAGAAAUCAGGUCCAGCAAUCUUUCGCAAACUUGAUCGGAAGAAGCCGUGGAAAGUUGAUGUUUCUGCUCCUCAUGUUUCUUCUGGGGCCAUCGCUUCAAAGGAUUAUCACCAAAACAAAGACGGGAUACAGUUGGGCAAAGACGAGGAGUUGGAAGCAAAUACAAGACCUGCAGUCAAACGUACUCUUUUCAGUAAGAUCACUAAUGAAACCAGGAAUGCUGUGGGGAAGGCUGGAUCUCGUGUGGUUCCAUAUCAAGAUGAGAUAUCAGAAUCUACUGUAGUUGUGAGCAAUGAAACUGGAGAUCUGUGUAGGAACCCGAAAGAUUGUGAAGAUCUCUCUCUGAUCCGGAAACAACUUGUUCAAAUUGAAACUCAGCAGUCCAAUUUGUUAGAGCUUCUCCAGAAAUUUAUGGGGAGCUCGCAAAGUGGCAUGCAUUCUCUGGAGAGACGUGUUCAUGGUCUGGAGCUGGCAUUAGAUGAGAUCUCAUUUGACUUGGCUAUGUCAACUGGAAGGAUGUCAAAUACCGACUCUGCAGUCAUGUGUUGCAAGCUACCAGGUGCAGAAUUCUUGACUUCUAAACUUUGGAAGAGAACAGCAGGUCGCCCUGCAACUUCACACUUCUCUGCUUCUGCUGGAACCUCAUCAGCAGGUGUAAUAAGCAAUGUAGCUGGUGAGCUAGGAAAUGGUGAAAGAUUUAAGUUGGAGAAUAGGAGAUAUCAGCUCCACAGUAGUCGGGGGUUUAUUGUGAACCCAUUAGCCGAAAUUCAUGGUGAUGCCCAGGGAAUUUCUGAACCUUCAGUUGGAGUUUCAAGAAGUUCGCGAAAUGGUGUGUGAUAGUUUAUGUCAGACUUUGGAGACUCAGUUUAAUACUCAAUUCAGCUUGGACUCUGAGCAUUGUAGUAGGAUGUAAAAAUGAAGCAGGAAGCAGUUUCUUACUCGAAGUACUACUAUAUUGUGCAUUUCGGCCAUGGUUAUUCACUCAGAAAGCUUUGCCAAGUCUAUAACCUACCGCAGAUCAUUUCUGCAAACUUCCAUCAGAAUUACUUUUUACCUUUUUGAGUCUACGUUUUGAUAUUUCAAAGAAGAACAGAUAUUGAGGAAAGGAUAGCCAGACCACUAUAUGGCUUGUCUAAUAUGAAAGUUGGCGUUGUAUAGAAGGAUAUUUCGUUUAUAUCAUUUUUUUUUUCUUUCUAAGAAUUAGUUUCUAUUCUUUUUGAUGCAUUGUGAUUAAACUGUUUGAAAUGAUAUCAGAAUAUGUAAAUGGUUGUUGCCAAUGUCUA